AUGCGCUUUACCUACAAUCUUGCGGCUCUAGCUGGCCUCGUUCAAGCGUGGCCUACAUCAGAAGCACAACAUCUAGUGCCUCGCGCUGUGAGCGUCGUAGACUCGGAAACUGGUUUCACUUUCUCUGAGACCAAGGCGGCAGCAACUCUCUCAUCUAACAUUAUCUACCGUAUAGCGCAACCCGCCAACGUGCCAGCGGGACAACCCUACGACAUUGUUCUGCAAGUUGUCGCGCCCAACGCUCUCGGUUGGGUUGGUCUCGCAUGGGGCGGAAGCAUGAUCCGCAACCCUCUUACAGUGUCGUAUCCCAACGGCCAGAAACCGACCGUAUCUUCACGAUGGGCCACCGGCCACUCCACACCCCAACAAUACACCUCAGCAACCUACACGCCCCUCACAACCGGCAACAAGUCCAACAACACGCAUUGGCAAUUCACCGUAAAAUGCACUGGUUGCACAACUUACACCGGUUCCUCCGGCGCUGUGCGCAUUGAUCCCAGCGGCAGCAAGCGCUUUGGUUUCGCGUGCUCGCAGAGCAAAGUAUCCAACCCGUCUUCGACUAGCGCAUCAAUUCCUGUGCAUGAUGUGUACAACUACAUCACGCACGACUUCAGUGCGGGUGCGAAUCAGAACUUUGACGCACUGCUGGCUCGGAAUGGGGUUGCGAGUACGGGGGGCGCGGGGAAUGCUACGGAGAUGAUGUAGAAGGGUGAAUGCAGAGAGAACGCGGUGGGCUUGAGAGUGGGCUUGUAGAUAUCGUUGAGGCUUUCGUGGAGUAUACAUUAUAGAAAGUUAGAGUUGUAUCUUUCUCCGAAGAUGAUGAAUGCUGCUAUGUGCACAUGCCUGUGAGCUCUUGCACGCUGAAGCCAUG
Messenger RNA from Alternaria rosae, 871 nucleotides. RefSeq lists its product as uncharacterized. The transcript is spliced from 3 exons. The record is from RefSeq and is a predicted model, not a curated record. The coding region runs from base 1 to 705 and encodes 234 amino acids. NCBI's taxonomy places the organism in Eukaryota, Fungi, Ascomycota, Dothideomycetes, Pleosporales, Pleosporaceae.